Messenger RNA from Actinia tenebrosa (Australian red waratah sea anemone), 617 nucleotides. Its product is annotated as serine/arginine-rich splicing factor 3. The record is from RefSeq and is a predicted model, not a curated record. NCBI's taxonomy places the organism in Eukaryota, Metazoa, Cnidaria, Anthozoa, Actiniaria, Actiniidae. Gene Ontology annotation, molecular function: RNA binding.
AGCAAUGCAUUGUGGUAUAGCAGUUCGAGGUGAAAGAAUCGUGCUGGUCGACAUUUUGUUUUUGGUUCUCGAAUUGAAACCUCUUCUUUUACAGUCGAAAAAGGCAUGUCUGCAAAAGUGUAUGUGGGCAACUUGGGAAGCAGUGGUGACAGAGAAAAGAUUUGGAAAGCCUUUUCAGCUUAUGGCAGUCUUCGUGAUGUGUGGGUUGCAAGAAACCCUCCAGGUUUUGCAUUUGUAGAAUUUGAAGAUCCCCGUGAUGCAGAAGAUGCUGUGUACAAAAUGGAUGGAAGAAGGCUGUGUGAUAAAUAUGUCAGAGUUGAGAUAUCACAUCGCCAAAGUCGGGGCUCUGGAGGUGGAAGAAGUGGCUAUAGAGGUGGGGGACGUAGAGAUGAUGGUUACAGAGGACGCUACUCUCCCCCACCUAGAAGAAGGUCAAGGUCACCACCUCGUGGCGGACGAGACCGCUCCCCAGUGCACUACAGCAGAAGAAGCAGAUCACGCAGCCCUCCAGCAAGGCAGUAAAACACAGUUACACAUGAUAGUGCACUUAAAUGUAUCAAGUAACCUCAUAACCACUUUGAAAUGGCCAUAGAUUUCAUUAUAGCAAGGCCACUUUG